Meriones unguiculatus (Mongolian gerbil) is the source of this 1117-nucleotide messenger RNA. RefSeq names its product phosphatidylinositol glycan anchor biosynthesis class Y (gene Pigy). NCBI's taxonomy places the organism in Eukaryota, Metazoa, Chordata, Mammalia, Rodentia, Muridae. The record is from RefSeq and is a predicted model, not a curated record. The coding region runs from base 16 to 489 and encodes 157 amino acids. The transcript is spliced from 2 exons.
GCGCGGCGCUGUCCAAUGAGCACGCGCGGGGGCGCCUCCUCGCCGGAGCUGGGCGUCUCGCUCCGCCCCCUGCAGGGAUUGGGACGGGGCCGCUGGGCGCCCCGCCUCCGCGGAGCGGUGACCGUCACGGACAGGCGCCGCCGGGACCGGGCCUCUGCUGGCCCGAGAGUGGUGAGUUCGGGGUCUCCAGGUCCCGACGGCCGGCCAGAGGAGCUGCUGGAACCGGCCGGGGCCGGACUUCGGCCUCCUUCCUCCAGCUCGGCCUCUGCGCCGCGGGGGCCGCCGGUUCCGCUCGGCUCGGCCGGGUUCGGCUUUCCGGCCUCUGUUCGGCUCGGCUCGGCUCCGCUCGGCUGUGUCCGGCCCGGCCGUCGCCCCCCUCGGCCCGCCAGAGGCGGCAGCGGGACCCCGGUGCCCCUUGGCGUCCCCGUGGCGACUGGGCCCAGGUCUGGCGCAGUCUUCGGUCUGUGCAGUGACGCGGGCGGCUUGUGACGAGGCUCCGGAUCCUGUGUCUCCGUCUGAGUUAAGAAUCCAUUCCCUGUGCUGCGAGGGACGCGUGUUGUCUGCAGUUGCCGCGUGGGACGGCGGAUCAGAAGGCGCUGAGGAGCCCGCGCCUCCGGCCGGUGGCCAGUGGAGUUUCUUCUGUCCUCGGGAGCAUGCCUAGAUGAAUGAGGAGUUGGGACAAAGGGAAGAUAAGACGGGAGCGGACCGGUACAAGAGCAUAACUUUUUAAGACAGCCGAGUUCCCUCGAUAAACUUUGAAGAAGGGAGGAAGAUGCUGCCGUCGCUGCCCACCCUGACCGUCCUCAUCCCGCUGGUCUCGCUGGCGGGCCUGUUCUACUCCGCCUCCGUGGAGGAGGGCUUCCCCCAGGGCUGCACCAGCGCCAGCAGCCUGUGCUUCUACAGCCUGCUCUUGCCGGUCACUGUUCCCGUGUACGUCUUCUUCCACCUGUGGACGUGGAUGGGGCUGAAGCUCUUUAGGCAUAAUUAGCGGGGGGGGUGGGUCUGGGGGGGUGUCCCUCCCCCAGGGCUUGCGGAUUCUGAGUAGCGGUGCUGUAGCGGAAUAACAUUUUCAAUAAAACGUCUCGAGGGAGGGAGAGAUGCUGCUCCCUUAUCGGAA